This is a messenger RNA of Lotus japonicus, 1285 nucleotides long. Its product is annotated as peroxidase 51-like. Gene Ontology annotation, molecular function: peroxidase activity; heme binding. The record is from RefSeq and is a predicted model, not a curated record. The transcript has 4 exons. NCBI's taxonomy places the organism in Eukaryota, Viridiplantae, Streptophyta, Magnoliopsida, Fabales, Fabaceae. The coding region runs from base 153 to 1139 and encodes 328 amino acids. Gene Ontology annotation, biological process: response to oxidative stress; hydrogen peroxide catabolic process.
CCCAGCCAGACAAACCCCAUUGCUCCCACAGUAAUAUAUGCCCCCCUUUCUCCCUUUACUUAUCCAUUUAAGCCAUCAUUCAAUCCCACACACUGCAUUAUUUCACAGUCCUCUUCUUUACCUCUCUUCACUGCAAAAAAUAACAAAACAAAAUGGCUCAGCUUAAUCUUAUACUUGUCUAUUUACUCUUCUUAAGCUUGAGUCUUUUUUCAUGUCCUACUUCAGCCCAGUUAAGUCAUCACCACUAUGCACAAACCUGCCCCAAUGUUGAAAAAAUCGUCAGAGAAGCAGUCAAAAAGAAAUUCCACCAAACUUUUGUCACAGUUCCUGCAACUCUUCGUCUCUUCUUCCAUGAUUGCUUUGUUCAGGGUUGUGAUGCUUCUGUUUUGGUAGCAUCCACAAAACAGAACAAAGCAGAGAGGGAUCACCCUGAUAAUCUUUCAUUAGCAGGAGAUGGGUUUGACACAGUGAACAAAGCAAAAGAAGCAGUGGAUGCUGUCCCUCUAUGCAGAAACAAAGUCUCAUGCGCUGAUAUUCUUGCAAUGGCAACCAGAGAUGUUGUUGUACUGGCUGGUGGACCUUACUAUGAGGUUGAAUUGGGAAGAUAUGAUGGGCUAAGAUCUAAAGAUUCAGAUGUGAAUGGAAGGCUACCUGAGCCAGGAUUCAACUUGAACCAGCUUAAUUCUCUGUUUGCUGCAAACGGGCUUACACAGACAGAAAUGAUUGCGCUUUCAGGUGCUCACACAGUUGGAUUCUCCCAUUGUAGCAAGUUCUCUCAAAGAAUAUACAAUUUCAAGAGCAAGAGCCAGGUGGAUCCAACAAUGAACAGGCAAUACGCCACAGAACUAAAAUCACAAUGCCCAAGGAACGUGGACCCUAGGAUCGCCAUCAACAUGGACCCAACCACUCCAAAGGCAUUUGACAAUGUUUACUUUCAGAACCUUCAGAAGGGAAAGGGCCUUUUCACCUCGGACCAAGUUCUCUUCAUGGACUCAAGGUCCAAGGCCGCAGUGAAUGCCUUUGCAAGCAGUAGCAAAACUUUCAGGGCCAACUUCGUUGCUGCCAUGACCAAAUUGGGUCGAGUUGGAGUCAAGAAUGCACAUAAUGGGAACAUUCGAACUGAUUGUUCUGUGAUAUGAAACUUGACAUAAAAAAUAAGCACGAGUUGAAAUAUUAAAGGGGGGUGGGGAUUAUUAUUACAAAUUAAGGGAAUACGUUUGAUGUACAUGUGUUUUCCUUCAUGCUUAAAAUAAUAAGGAAUGCAUGUCGUUAUGUUGUUUCUUUA